AUCAAUAUCGUCAACAAAAAAGCCGGACUACCCAGUGUUGGACGCUACGAAAACAAUUUUGUUGGCACGAUCUGUUAGUUCACACAAAGAGUCCAAAUAUGGCCUUCGAUUCCAUUCCUAAGGAUUUGCGAGCACUACGGGCAUGUUUAGUUUGUUCUUUAGUAAAGUCCUUCGAUCAGUUCGAAACAGAUGGAUGUGAUAAUUGUGAGGAUUUCCUACGCAUGAAAAACAAUCGCGAACAAGUGUACGAUUGCACCAGUAACAACUUCGAUGGCAUGGUGGCAGUAAUGACUCCGGAAGAUAGCUGGGUUUGCAAAUGGCAACGAAUAAGUCGUUUUACGAGGGGAAUCUACGCCAUCUCUGUAUCCGGGAGACUACCCAACGGUAUUAUCAGAGAAAUGAAGAAUCGUGGAAUACCAUAUAGAACGAGAGACACCAGCCAAAGGUAGAAGGGUUGAGAAAACAUGUCUAUCAAAAGUAAUCAUAGCUUAAGAACUUUUCAAUCAUCUAAAUUUAAAAUAAAGAGACAAUUUGUAAUGGA
Messenger RNA from Anopheles coustani, 541 nucleotides. RefSeq names its product transcription elongation factor SPT4 (gene spt4). Gene Ontology annotation, molecular function: zinc ion binding; RNA polymerase II complex binding. The transcript is spliced from 4 exons. Gene Ontology annotation, cellular component: nucleus; DSIF complex. The record is from RefSeq and is a predicted model, not a curated record. Bases 99 to 449 code for a protein of 116 amino acids. Gene Ontology annotation, biological process: regulation of transcription elongation by RNA polymerase II; chromatin organization; positive regulation of DNA-templated transcription, elongation. Lineage: Eukaryota; Metazoa; Arthropoda; Insecta; Diptera; Culicidae.